GGAUUUUCGUGCUUGGGUCUCCUGGCCGUCUUUUUAUUGUUAAUACAAUCCAGAGACUUCAUGGGGGCAAUUUGUGUUCUCCCUCACCAAGGAGCAGAGUUGCAUUUCGCCCUCACCGCUUGCGGCAGCUCCUACACUGCAAGCUCCAUCAACACUUUGAAAAGUGCGGUGCUUUUUACUCCUGAUGGUGACGUCCUGAAGUUUCAUGUUUUUACCGACAGAAGAGAAACCUUCGAGAAAUGGAGAGAACAAUUACCCGCCCGAUACCGUCAUAGAAUCAGGUUAUAUUUCUACCACAUCAGCGAAGAGGCAAAAUCCUUGACCUUCAUCAAAGAGAAAGAGACGAGAUCUUUACCUUGUACAACUCAAAGAUUAUUCUAUACGGAGGGUCUUCAGCAUUUGGAUCAUGUAGUCCACGUUGACACAGAUAUGAUCUUUCUUCACGAUAUCAAAACUCUUCAUGACAAGGGCUUUGCGGAAAUGAACAACAGUCACGUAACAACGAUGUCGCAGUGCGGCCCACGUGAUAGACAAAACACGUGGUAUAAUAAAGACGUAUACACGCGGAUGCCGUUUUAUCCACCCGUUGGAUUACAAGCGGGAUUAAUGUGGAUGAACCUAACAAGGAUGAGACGGAUAGGAUUUCAACGGUUGUGGAGAGAAUCUUAUGAAAAAUAUAAUGCAGAACUCUACCUGUAUGAUCAAGAUAUUCUCAAUGCGCUUUUUGCGACGAAACCAGAGUUGGUGAAAAUGCUUACCACGUGUAAUUGGCACUACUGGUAUGCGUACUGCCAAAGUGAGGUGUACUGUACGCCAAGGGAAGUGUACGUACUCCAUGGAGUGGCGGACUCUUUUCAUAAGGCAAGCUGUUAUCCAUUCAGCACGGUCUGGGGCGUGUUUGAGAAGUUUUCUUUGGGCCAAGACAUCCGAAGUCACCUGCUAGAUCCAUUACUGGAGGUACUCGGCAACCAAACCCAGGACGGUCAGAGUCAGUUCUGUGGCAAAUGCAUAGAUACUUCUACUGAAGCUUUGGUGGGAGGCCUGAGGACCUUGACAUGA
Lingula anatina is the source of this 1059-nucleotide messenger RNA. RefSeq names its product glucoside xylosyltransferase 1-like. The record is from RefSeq and is a predicted model, not a curated record. Lineage: Eukaryota; Metazoa; Brachiopoda; Lingulata; Lingulida; Lingulidae.